Messenger RNA from Ostrinia furnacalis (Asian corn borer), 416 nucleotides. RefSeq lists its product as uncharacterized. The record is from RefSeq and is a predicted model, not a curated record. The transcript is spliced from 2 exons. Lineage: Eukaryota; Metazoa; Arthropoda; Insecta; Lepidoptera; Crambidae. The coding region runs from base 157 to 345 and encodes 62 amino acids. Gene Ontology annotation, cellular component: extracellular region. Gene Ontology annotation, biological process: defense response to bacterium.
AUAGCCCAAGCUUAGGCGAAGGUUUGGUAAGGAAAGGAAUGUUAAUAUUUGAACUAUAAAUAAUGUGCGUAUUGUACUUGAACGCAUUCACAACUCAAACACUACAGCGUGUGUUAGUUGGUGAACUCCUCAGUUAGUAACUACAAGAAGUCAAUCAUGAAGUUCACGGCUCUGUUCACGGUGGUGAUGGCGGUGCUCGCCAUGUUCUUCGGAGCUGGCCACGCCAACCCUGCACCUAAAGUCCCUAUCAAGCAAAUCGGCAAAGCUAUUAAAACUGGUUUAGGUGUCCUUGGAGCGGCAGGCACAGCCCACGAAGUGUACACCAACAUCAAGAAUCGAGGAUAAAAUAAUAUAAUAUAAUACUGUUCUUCAAUAUUUUUAACUAUUUAUAAUUUAAUGAUAAUUAAAUUCUUUCC